UUUCAAGAAUCCAAGAACCAGACAGAGGAAUAUACUUCUGCAGAGCAUCAAAUCCUUAUCUGGGCCGUUCAGUAUCCUCUGGAAAACUGUAUCUAAACGUGUUGGUCCCACCUGUCGUCACAGUGUCACCACAGUUGAACACGGUGUUGCUGGGAUCAGGAGCCUCAUUCCAGUGUCACACCUCGGGACAGCCAUCUCCCUCCGUUCACUGGUACAGACAAGGCCAAGCUGUCGGGGCAGGAGGAAGGAUUACACUAGGGUUUAAAAACCAGACGUUGUACAUUUCCUCGGUACUUGCCUAUGAUGAGGGAGCGUACACCUGUGAGGCAACGAAUCUAGCAGGGCAAUCCCGAGAGACAGCUAUCCUGCAAGUGGCAGCUCCUGUUCCACACCAUGAGAUUGCCUCAGAAGUGUCUUACGAUAUAACUACAACUCUGACAGUAGAGCCGCCAAGCUCGACUGGCCUUGAGGACACAACAGCACCCUCCGAAACACUUGCUGGCUCAGCUGGUGCACAACACUUCCCUGUUACAGUACCUUCAUUGAGUUUAAAAGACCCAGACUUCACUGCUUCAUUCAGCCCUAGACCCCUACUUCCGAUACCACUAAAGUCCACCCAGCUACCUGCCCCUGCCCCAAUACCCAUCCAAAAUGCUGCCGUCAUGGCAGACUUUAACACACCUGAGGUCAAAAGUUCUUCUCAAUUAGAGCUAGAAACUCCCCAGACCAUCACAGCUCUUCAGCCUCUAUCUGAGGCUCAGACUCAGCCACCUGAUGCAUACUCCCACCUUACUACAGGAGGCAGCCUGCACUCCGUCCAAACGGAGCAUCUUCAAAACCGGUCUGGCAACUCGUCAAAGCCGGGUAACUCUGAACUGACAGAAUGGCCAAAGAAGAAUACGUCUCAAUCGCCCAUGAGGACAAGCGAUGAUAUGACAUGGGACAAGAAGUCGUGGUUCCCAGUUCUGGAGAAGCAUGACAUUCCCAUUGUUGUGGGGGUUGGAGUCUCCCUUGCUCUGAUAUUCAUAAUGAUGGGUUUUUACUCCCUAGUCCAGAAAAAUGAAACUGCGCCACCGGCAGGCAGAGGCUGGCUGCGCAAUUCAGAUGCCUCAAACAGAAACAGCAGCAAACCAGAAAUGGCAAGAACAUAUGAGAACAGAGCUUUUGAAGAUGAUACUGUGGUGGCAGUCAUCGAGCAGAGCCCCUACAAAACCACUUCCAGAUCCAGCCAGUCUGAGCCCAACACUAUCACAGUGACGGCAGAGCUCACACCCAACACACAGCAGGAGAGUCUGGAACCCAUCUUGGAACACAGCGGCGAGACACUGCUGGAAGCAGGCCUGGAGCUGGAAACCGAACUGCCUGCUCACAAUGAGAAGAAUUCCACCCUGCUGAACCCUGGAAUCAGUCUGAAGUGUCUAGCUGCCUGGACAGGUAACACUGAAAGCAAUGAAGAGGCUGAGCCCUCAGUCACUGCAGUGGGCCACGGCAGCACUAACCCUAUGCAGCACCAGGAAGCCGAGGCGAUGGCCCAUCCAAACCCAGCUUCCCUCGAGGAAGGGGUGCACACAUCCUUUACCUUCCAGACGUCUGAACCGAGCGCGAGCAACACCACCCCCAUCAGACACAACAUCAACAUCUCCCGCAGUCUGCUUGCUCCACUGGUCCUGUCACACAGCGUGUCAGUGAACGAGCGGAACAGCCCAGGGAUAACCACAGUGGCUGUGGAUGUACACUUUUACUCGGGUACAUCUGCUCCAUCGUCUCUACCAGGCCUGGUUCAGAACUCUGGAACCACAUACUGUCCUCCUUCCUCCAAUGGGCAGACACCCUUUCCUGAAUAUGACCAGCAGACCUCUUCAGUGCAUUAUGUGCAAAGAACGUGCUUAUAAGAGUGCAGAAAACCUGGGCUGGAGAAUAAGUAUGUGUUCAAGAUAGAAAAUGGACAGAUCAAUUCCAAAACUAAAAUAGCAUAACCUGUAAGGGGACUUUUCUUCUGCAAUAGAAGAUCUGGAAUUUAUUUAUUUUUAAUACCUGAGUGGGGCUUUGUUAACAUCACAGAAGAGACAAUACAGCUGACAUAGAUAAUAGCAUUUUUGAUACAUGGUUUAGAUCAUUAAAAAGAUCUGAUUUAUCAAGAAAGCAUAGAUACUUUCUUUACUUUCAUCACUUUAAAUGUCAUUAGAUUGUAUUAUAUCUUCAGAGAUGGUUUUUACGUGCACUUUGAACUGUUUUCACAAUUUAAACCUUAUUUAAAUUUAAACCUUAUUAGGAACCACAAAAACAUUGAUUGUAAGUCUGUCUAAAGACUUAGGAGGGGGGGGGGGGGGGGCUGGGCUCUUGCCUCCAGGGUUCAGCAGCGGGGUAACAUUGACAUUGACUAUUGACAUGCAUUUCAUAUUGCAUUCAUUAGAAAAAAAAAUGGGAGAGUAAUCUGUGGUGUGCACACAGUAUUGUUUGAAAUCUGAAAGCAUUUAGGUGGGUAGUACAGUACAUGCCAACAGUAGCAUAGUUCAUUAGCGCUGACCUGCAUUAUCACACCACCAACUGACUGUUAGCACUUCAGCAAUUAUACCAAAGCAAUCUUACAAGCUACAUUACUUAAAGUCCUUCUGUAUGUAUACUGGCAAAGCCCCUCAGUACUGCAGUGGAGACAGGAAAUCAAAGGUCUCCAGGUUGCGUGUGACGUUUAGUACAGUAAUGUUUAAGGAACACCCAAAUGGUUUUAAAUUACAAUUUCUUGUAAAACUUUCCUUUAUUUCAUUUGCUUAAACAGGUUAUCGUAUAUUUACUGGCUUUUCAGUACCCAUUGCAUUAGCUGUAACCAGAUAAGACCAUUGAAAUGAUUAAGCAUAGUUUUAUAUAUACAAAUCUCAAAGGCUUUAUAGCAGUCUUGUGAAAGCUUCAAACUGUGAAACAUCAUGAAACUUUGUUAUGAGUAAAAAAAAAAACAGAAGGGCCAGUCAAACAAAGAUUAAAGCUGAUAAUCUUGUGAGCUUUGGAUAAACAUUUUUUUAAAGAAUAUUUACAAGAAUGAAGGAAAUUCUAAGUCAUCAGCAUUUCUUAAUGACCAGCCAGAUUAGCUUCUGCAGUAAAUUGUGCAGUGAAACAAUCUGUGCUGCUUUUAGCAUGGUACUGAAGAAUAUUACAGUAGUCAGCUUGCGCAGAGAUUUGUAUCACUUUGUUUACUUAAGAGUUCUGUUCAUGUGAGAUAAAAC
Molecule: messenger RNA, 3218 nt
Organism: Polyodon spathula (Mississippi paddlefish)
Lineage: Eukaryota; Metazoa; Chordata; Actinopteri; Acipenseriformes; Polyodontidae
Exons: 9
Coding region: 663-1892 (409 amino acids)
Source: RefSeq, a predicted model, not a curated record